AUGUCUCUUAGACGUGUUAUAGGUGGAGUUGUUGGAACGGGUGCUGUUGGUUUAUACUUGUUUAAACGGAAGUCAGAAAUAUCAAAUAAUGCUCCUCUAAGCAUUUCUUCUGAUGGAGUUACAACGUUAACCGACACCAGUAAGCUAAUCGGUAACAAGCCAGCUAUUGACCCUGCUGGGUUUUUCAAGUAUGGGUUUCCAGGUCCUAUUCAUGAUUUACAAACUCACGAGGGCUUUAUUUCGUGUUAUGAUAGGCGGAUGAGGAACCCGUAUUGGGUGGUUGAACAUAUAACGGCGGAAUCUCUAGCAGCCAAUAAUGCUGCUCGGAAGAAGUCGUUCUUUAAAGAAGAUGAUAAGAUCCCAGAUAUGUUUAAGGCGCGCCUAAGGGACUAUUUCAGAUCUGGAUAUGACAGGGGGCACUUGGUGCCGGCGGCAGAUGCGAAAUACUCGCAGACUGCGAUGGAUGAGACAUUCUACUUGACAAAUAUGUGUCCACAAGUGGGAGAUGGGUUUAACAGGGACUAUUGGGCACGCUUGGAGCAGUAUUGUCGUCGUAUGGCUAACAAGUACAAGAGUGUGCGUAUUGUGACUGGUCCUCUCUACUUACCCAAAAAGUGUCCAGAUGGGAAGUAUAGAGUUACAUACGAGAUGAUUGGAAACCCACCUAAUAUUGCAGUUCCAACACACUUUUUCAAGUUGUUGGUAGCGGAGGGUGAUUCUGUGUAUGUUUCUGCAUUUGUUUUGCCUAAUGAGCCAAUACCAGACUCCACGAAGCUGUCCGAGUUCCAAGUGCCAGUAAAUGCAUUAGAACGCGCAACAGGGUUGCAGUUUUUGCAUAAAACCUCGUAUAAGACACUUCCAGUUGAUGAAAGUGUAAUGAACGCAAUCGCUAUAGAACAAAUGCAAUAUAAGAAGCUGGCCUGA
Eremothecium sinecaudum is the source of this 924-nucleotide messenger RNA. RefSeq names its product ribonuclease (gene NUC1). Gene Ontology annotation, cellular component: mitochondrial inner membrane; nucleus. Gene Ontology annotation, biological process: apoptotic DNA fragmentation. The transcript has a single exon. The coding region runs from base 1 to 924 and encodes 307 amino acids. The record is from RefSeq and is a predicted model, not a curated record. Gene Ontology annotation, molecular function: nucleic acid binding; RNA endonuclease activity; single-stranded DNA endonuclease activity. Lineage: Eukaryota; Fungi; Ascomycota; Saccharomycetes; Saccharomycetales; Saccharomycetaceae.